This is a messenger RNA of Pocillopora meandrina, 3406 nucleotides long. The record is from the annotation of a GenBank genome assembly. NCBI's taxonomy places the organism in Eukaryota, Metazoa, Cnidaria, Anthozoa, Scleractinia, Pocilloporidae.
AUGUCGCUGAGGAAACGAAUACUUCGCCGUAAGAGACUUCGCCGUUAAAAGUUUUUUCCUCGAGACAGAACAGUUUGCCCCAGGGCAUAUUUCGAAGAAACUUACGAUUGGAGGGCUUUGAGUGACAUGGAAAUUGCGACCGCCUCGUUUUUCAUUCGUUUCACUUUUCUUGUAUUUCUACUGCUUUUAGUGCAGUUUAGGCUCUCACUGUCGUGCAGCGGCUCCACAAAUGCGCUGGACAAAAGAGGCCCGAGAAAAGCUUUAAUGCUGGAACAGAACGUGCCAGAUACUCCAGAAGACAGUCAGCAAGCAAGUGGACCAUCAAAAGGAAAGAUAACAAGAAACUCUCCUGAGUUUGAUAAACUUAAACCCUGCUACAACAACGCCAUAAUAUUCAAAGACGAAGAAGGAACCGGGGCAGAUCGCUUGAUGUCGAAGGUAGCACAUCUUUCGUUUGUUUACAUUUUCUAUCUCGCGUAAAAUCUCUUGAAUGCACAGCAUGUCGCUUCUUGUGAGGUUUAUGUAGUCUAGAUAGUUCGUGCGCGAUUUUCAUUCAUUCAUAAAUUUACGACAAACAUCGUCGAAACCAUCGCGCGAACAUAAACGGACCUUGUAAAUUUUUUUCCAUUAGAGAUGCCAAGACAAAUUGAACACGUUGGCGGAUCUUGUAAGACGACAAUGGCCCACAGUAAAGCUCGUCGUUACAGAAGCAUGGGAUGAACAGGGACAGCAUUCGGAAAAUUCGCUGCAUUACGAAGGAAGAGCAGUCGACCUACGUUUGUCCGACAAGGACAGGACUAAAAUCGGUUAUCUAGGGCGACUAGCUGUUGACGCUGGGUUUGACUGGGUUUACUACCAGAAAAGGACUCACAUUCACGCUUCAGUCCGCGAAGGUAAAUACUGUUAAUCUAAUUCAAAAGAGCUUAAGUUAAUGAUUUUGGGAUGCCAACAUUUCGAAAACGCGCGAAAACGCUGCAUUAUUUGUACAAAUCCGCACCGAUGAGACUUUCUGAAUUUUAGAUUUUACCGCGCCAAACCUGUUAUUGAGCUUUGCUCAAGUCCAUGCAGCUGAUGUUUUGGUUAGCAUGGGUAAUAGUUUUUGCACCGCCCCUGAGUUAACACGCAAAUCCAAUUUUAGAAGUACAAAGGAAAUUUCCUGAGUUUUUUCCGGCCAUCGACGACAGAUUUUUUUAUAUUUGGCCCCUUCCUGCGAAAACCCACCUUUCACCAAAACGAACUUGCAUCCUCGUGUUGCUUUACAAAAAUUAUGGAAGUGAUUUAUUGGUCGAUUAAUAAGCGGCCCCAACGGUUUGAAGGAAGUAAAAUGGUAUCCUCAUCGUUGUUUUGCAGAUGGCUACAAAGAAGAAGCUUGGGGAGGAUGUUUCAGCUCUGACUCAGUCGUUAAACUGGAAAAUGGCGCUGAUUUGCGGGUCCGAAAUCUGCAAAUAGGUGACAUUGUACAGGUUAUGACAGAGGAAGGAAAAUUGGGUUACAGUGAAAUUGUAAUGUUCGCAGAUUUUAAACCCGACAUACCUCGUGCUUCGCACGUUUUAAUCGAGACCGAAAAUCCCGCCAAACGAAUUACACUUACACCCUCGCACCUUAUUUUCACCACGAGCAAUUCCUCAGAGAGUCGGCUAAAAUCAAAACAAGCCGGAAAAGUGUUACCUGGCGAGUUUCUGCAAGUUUCAUCACAAGGCAAGCUUGUCCCAUCGUUGGUGAGAAGAGUGUCUGUUGUCAAACGAACUGGCAUGGUCGCACCAGUAACCAUGCAAGGUAAUGUCAUUGUGGAUGGUGUUCUGUGUUCAUGCUAUGCCAUGAUAGCCGAUCACGAUAUUGCGCACAUGGUUUUCAGUCCUCUGAGACUUGUACAUAGUUUUGCGUCGAAUCUCUGGAGAAUGGACAUGUCAAUUCAACAAGGAAUGCAUUGGUAUCCAGGACUGCUGAUGAAAAUAAAUGCUUUAUUGGGCAUUUAUGAGCUCUCGUGAAUGCAAUACGCUGGAUGUCGAAUUAAAAUUACAAAAGAGGAGAGAGAGAAUUUUUUCUCUUUCCUCAAUCGUGGCUGCCCUGCUACAACCUUUUUGACUUUCGCAUAACUGUUCUUUGCAAAAAAAGUAUGCGUUUAAAGAAUUUUACUUGAUUGCCACUUCUAUCGGAAUUAAUAUUGAUGAAAGGCAUGACUGUGUGAUUGACUGACCAGGUUGUGCAGUUAGUAUUUAUUCAUAGGUUGUCUUUACAGGACACAGAUUUGCAUUAUAUAUAUUUUUUGCAAUAUUUAGGAUAAAAACAAUGUUUGCUAUCAUAAAUCUAGUGCUUGUUCACGUUUAGCGAGAUAGCAAACUUUGUUCUCCAAUAUUUUUUUUUAUGAUAACCAAUGAGCUUUUUCAGCGCUAAUAGUGUAGUUUAGCGCAAAAACGUAGGGCAACUCCGGAGAUAAAUUAAAUUAAAUUACCUAUUUAUGUCUCUAUAUUGUACAUUGUAGUUUUGUAUGACAUUGUAUAAACGGCAGGUAUCCGUGUACAUUCAGAACUUUUGGCUAAAGAAUGAACUAAAAAUAUUAAAAAAAUUAUCAUACAAAUUAUUGCGUAUUAGAGCAGAAAUGUGAUUUGUUUUACGAUGAAACGAGCUAUGUAAUGCGAAGUGAAAAUUUCUUUGUACCUAAUGUAAUGCACUUUUGUAUAGUUGUAACAAACUGCAGUUGGAAGACUAUAAAGUCAACUAUAAAAACUGAUGUAAAAAAAAGUCUAGAAGUAAGUAAGUUAACCUAUAAGUUUAACCAAGAAACACAUUUAAAGAGGGUUAUAUAUCUAGACGAGGUAAUCAUAGUCUGAAUACAUCUUAGUGUGUCAAGAGGAUUCUGGUAAUUCUCUUAACAUGUCUUAAAGUGUUAAGCUUUAUCAUUUAUAGCCUUUUAAUGGCAUUAGUGUACUUUGUGAAAAAUGACCCGCAUAUAGCAAAAUCCACUUUAAAAGAGAUUUUAUUUGAAGGCAAGGUUUUCCUACUUGCCCUUAAGCUCAGAUUGACGCAUCUGUGGGACAUUUCCUUGUGUACGAAGGAAUCUUACCUCGUUUUGUAGGUCAAAUUCUUUUGAAGCUCAGUUCACGAAAGUUUGUUUUAUCAGUCGCCUGGUAAAGGCCUUCUUAAGUCUCUCUUGAUACAAACAAAUGUAUUGGUGACUUUCAAAACAGAUUUUCAGCUUUGAGUUGUGAAAAGAGUGUUACUUAGAAAAAACUUGAAGUGCAAAACUUUAAGCAUGAUUUCGGAGCAAUAUUAAAGUAUGUUCCAACGUAAAUAUUUAUUGUGGUUUGUAUCCCUGUUUCUCCUAACUCUUCCGUUUUUUGUCACUAAUUGGCAUGUUCUUUGGCUCGAAACCGAUCUGUCGUAAAUUUGGAAAUUAAGAAACGAA